This is a messenger RNA of Danaus plexippus (monarch butterfly), 5744 nucleotides long. Its product is annotated as Ig-like and fibronectin type-III domain-containing protein 2. The coding region runs from base 220 to 4575 and encodes 1451 amino acids. The transcript has 28 exons. Gene Ontology annotation, molecular function: protein binding. Lineage: Eukaryota; Metazoa; Arthropoda; Insecta; Lepidoptera; Nymphalidae. The record is from RefSeq and is a predicted model, not a curated record.
GUUCAGUCGUCUCGCGUCGGCCAAGCGGCGCAGACCCGUUGCUUGUAUUAUAAUUAAUUUAUAAUCGAAUUACGCUGCGAGUGUUUAUAAAUUGUGCUUUCAUUUUUUUUAUUUCAACUGUGCAUGUGCCAGGAUUUUUGGUAGCGAUCCAAAAAGGUCUCGUAUGAAAGCUAAAGAUAAUCUGAAAGAUCCGCUAAGGGUUUAGUCCCAUCACAAAAGAUGAAGGCGCUACCAUUCUGUGUCACUCUGGUUUGCCUGUUAGCGUUCACAGAAUCAAAAUCUCAAGAUAUCAAAAGCGAUGUUAAAGUUUUGACCAAUAAUCAAGAUAACAAGUCAAAGGAGUCGUGGAUGAGGGCGCCGGCUGGUGCUGUCACUGUGAAGAGUGGCGAGGAUGCUCUGCUGACUUGCGUGGUGCUAGGAGCUAAGGAAAGACCGGUGAUAUGGAAACGGGCGAGGGAUCAUCAAGUAUUGACAGCUGGCAACCUGAGAGUGACUCGAGACGAUAGGGUGCAAGUGUUGCACGAUGAUUCUGAAGAGCCCCUCCAAGGUCCAGGCAUCACAAAGGGCGGGGACGUGUGGGCGCUCGUCAUAAAAACCGUCAAAGCCUCAGAUGCCGGAAUGUACGUGUGUGAACUAAACACAGAACCGCCUGUCAGAAGUUUCCACAAAUUGACUGUAAUUUCGAGAGGGCUAACUCCACCAGAGAAUCAAAAUACCACUGAUAGCUACUCCGCUAACGUACCUACACUAUCAUCAAUAGCGUUCUCUCAUAACUAUACUGAUUGUUGUUUAUCCGCGAACGUGACAAAAAGCUGUUUGGGCUACUGCAGUAUACAGUCUAUUCUGGAUGGGCCUGGACAAGAUCCAGAAGCGUGUCAAACUGAUUUCCCGUCAAUUGUAAAAUGCAUGGCGGAUGGCCGUAAUCAUGUACCAUGCUGUGUCCAAGAGCAUAUUCCUGAUAUAUGCCAAGACGUGUGCAGAGGAGAGUACUCUCCGGUAACAGAUAAUAUUAAAACUCACUACUCCUGUGCUGCUUCGAUGGACAAAACUUUAGCUUGCAUCGUUGAGGGCAUAGAACUCCUGCCAAGUCAACCCGAAGACGUAGAAGUGGAGCCUCUAAAUGAAAAACAACUAAAUGUCUCAUGGAACCCACCAACAGAAAACACAGAAUCUGUCACUGAAUAUAUCGUAAAUGUGACAACCUUGCGAUCCUUUGAUGCCCAUUUAAUAGAUCCCUCCGAGAGUUCUCUAAAGAAUAUAAGCGGCAAAACUAAUACAAAAAAUUUCAAAGUACCAUCAAACAAAACUUUUCUGGUUAUAAAUGACCUGCUACCCUUUACGAUGUAUGAGAUUACAGUGACGUCAUAUAACAUCCACGGUUCGAGUUUACCUAGCUAUGGGAUUAGAUCGUUAACCCUCACACCCGGUAAGAUGAGGAACACAGGAGUAGCCGCAGCCCCAAAACUGCCCGAUGUUAAAGGUUGUUGCGUUAAAGCCGGUAUCAUACAUUAUGGAUGCGUGGACAAACUUUGUGAUCCAACCAAAACUUAUGAGAUUGCGUUGCAGGUCACAGAUCUCAUGAUCUGCGCUCCUUGGGCCGCCAUAACUUUCGGAUGUCUCGCCAACGGCAUGGACCAUUCGCCUUGUUGUCGAGCUAGAGGACUACCAGACACUUGCCUUCCGUUGUGCAGUGGAAAUAUCACAACGUUGGAUUUCAAUCACUUUAAGUGUCUUCGUUACAUGACUGCGUACACAAAUUGUCUUUUACAAGGCUACGGAGUACUACCAGGUCCGCCAUCCCGCCUUCACCUGACUAACAUAGACACAGACUACGCUGUAGUGCAUUGGGCACCACCUGCAGUACUAGCCGACACCGUCCAGUAUUACCACUUGCAUUUCAAAUCUCUACAGUCUGAAGAAGAUUAUAGGACAUUGGAUAAAGUACAGUCUCCGUACAUUCUUGAAAAUUUAGAAUCAAACACUGAUUACGAGAUCUAUGUAGAAGCAGUGAAUGAGCACGGUGUUGGAGAAUCAUCGCCUCGACUUAUAUUCAGGACUCAGAGUCAGGUAAUAGAGGAAGAGGAAGAGAACGCUCUUGCUUACAACGUGACUGCAUGUUGUUCUAACGUGGGCGUCUCAUCCGUGUGCAUGCCGCUGUGUGCGUACGACGCACGCAUGUCCGAUCUGCGUUCUCUGGCGCCACUCUGUGAUCGGGACUUCCCCAAGAUUGUUAGAUGUGGGGCUGGUGGUCGAAAUCACGAGAAGUGCUGUGCUAGACGUGGGGUGCCGCGUGCCUGCAGCUCUGUGUGCACAGGAGCAGCACAAGUAUCGUUAUUUUACUCCUGUGUCGCAUACAUCGGAAACGUUGUGCAGUGCUUUGAGGAAGGUACGGGCACAUUACCUGGUCCACCACGUGAAGUACACGCAGUGAUAUCAAGAGAUAAACUAUUCUUGGACUGGUCACCACCAGCUGAUGGCGCUAACGCUACUUCAUAUGUCGUGCAUUGGCAGAAAGUCGGGAACAACACCCAGCCUUACUAUUACAACACUUUACAGUUGGACAACAAAAUUAAUGUGACUGAGACAAUGGCACGGAUCGAAAAUUUGGAGGUAAACAGCUCAUACCACAUGUUUGUGGUGGCAGUCAACGAACAUGGAACCUCUCUCCCAUCCAGCAUGCUGCUCAUCAACAUAACUAAUGGUGACGCAGAGAACAAAGAGGUAUCCGGUAUUCCAUCUCCUCCUCACUCACUCUCUGUUGCGUCUCACUCAGCCACAUGGCUGGCCCUGAGCUGGCAACCUCCACAAUUCUCCCUACCCGAUGAAAAAAUAUCUUAUACAUUGUACGUUAAAACGCCGGCAAGCCAAUCCAACACAACUAAGAUCACUACAUCAGUGACUGGCCAUACGCUGGAAAAGUUGUCUCCAAACACCCAGUAUGUAGCCUGGGUAGUUGCGACUGCCGGAGCUGGUAGUUCACCGCCCUCCGAAACUUUACUAGCAUGGACUGAUCCAGCUUACCCCGCUUUCGUUGAGCCCCCGACAAUCAACCCGGUUAACCUUGUAGUCGAAGGAUCUAGCAUGACUAUUCUUUGUAUUGCCAUGGGAACCCCAACCCCCACCAUAUCGUUAUACAUUUCUGGUCACCUCGUCCGUCAAGAAGUAACCCGUCACAUGGUAACAGUCGUCCACAACGUCACGAGAGAUAUGGAACUGAUAUCAUGUUACGCGGAUAACGGAUACGGCACCCCCAUGCAGGCGUCUCGUAAAAUCAAUAUAUCACACAUACCUACCAUCCAAGCGUCAGGCAUUACCAUGGCUGCGGCGGGUGACUCUGUUAUACUGGAAUGUCGUGUGGAAGCGCUCCCCAAACCCACCAUCGCUUUCUGGAGGGACCCUAAUGGAAGAACACCAGUCAUUGACGGACCAAAUUACACGAUACAACUACUUGCAGAUCCAGAGGAGAAAACAAAAUACACGAUGCGAUUAAUAAUAAAGAAGAUAACGGAAACUAAUGAAGGAGAUUACUUUUGUCACGCGGAAAAUGCAUUUGGCAAAACAUUACGCCCUGUGUCGGUGCGACUGCGAGCAACCGGCCCACAUCACAACGUCACGGAAUGCUGCACACAGAUGAACGUGUCUUCGUCAUGUAUCGACGCGUGCACUUUUCACUUGGACAUGGACAACAUCAUGGACCGUCCUGAGUGCAUGAACGAUUUUGAUAAACUCAUGAAAUGUGCUGCUGAUGGAUCAGAUCACCGUAGUUGUUGUGCUUCCUGGGGCGUUCCUCGGAACUGCCUGGAACUUUGUCGCGGCGGUUCCGUUUCCAAGACUUGCGCUCUCCAACAUGCAAGACGAGCAUUGGCCUGCUUUAGAGACUCUGGUGCUAAACUACCAGGUCCACCAAGAAACUUAAAAGCACAUGCUGCCCCUACACCAAAUACUGUGUUGCUAAGCUGGGAGCCGCCCCUAAAGAAUCCGCAAACCGUGUAUCUUUAUCGUGUUUUCUGGCGAGCGUAUGGUGCCAAAGUCCCUGAGAAGUUGGACACAAGUGAAACCAGCGUGGUACUGACCGGUCUACAGGAUGAUGUGCGUUACGAAUGCGUGGUGAAAGCUGCCAAUGAUGCGGGUACAUCAUCUCUCAGCCAGUCCAUCAUGUUUACGACUGCUGGUCAGGAGACGGGGGCAUCAGCUUCUAAAGUGUCGACUUCUGGAACAGCCUCCGCAGUGGGAGUAGCGGUGGCUUGUAUUCUAGUAGUUGCCAUAUUAUUAGCCGCUGGACUUUAUUACAGACAUAGAAAGAAUCUUAGACUAAAGGCCCAAGGAGGAGUUGCCUUCGAAAACCCAAGCUACCUCAGAGAACCAAACCCUGAUAGCGUUGUCAAUGGUAACGUACCUAACGGGAUUACCAACGACAAUAUGAACGUCAUUGGCAAUGGUAUAUCUACGAGCACAGCAUGGAGACAAGAGACCCAGACGCCUGGCAGCACCAUCCCACAGCGGGAGGUGGAUCCUUCCUUAUAUGAAGAACUAAAACUCGGCCACGACGGGGCGGGCUUCAAGAGACUGAAGUAGCCCGCAGCUCGCCGCUCGCCGAUGCGCUCACCGCGGCUCUCGUCGCCGCGAGUGGCGCCCGAGAACUGAGCGGCUGGGCCCGAACCGCGGCUGAUGAGCCCCAGGGUACCACAUAUUUUCAUAGACUUAUGCAGGUUUUCGUGCAAAAGCUGUGGAGUGUUAUAAUAACACUAACUUUAGGAUAUACCAAAACAUUCAGCAUAUAUAAAAAUAUAAUUUAAACAAUAGAUCACGUUCAGAUUAUAAGCAUUUUAAUAUUGUAUGGACCCAUAGCGACCACCAAAUAUAGUCGUAAUAGACACGUAGAAAAAUAUGGAACGGUUCACCAGAGUGUAGAUUACAAAUUAUUUUUUCAUACUUUAUUGUGAUUCUAACCAAAUAUCUGUAAAUAAACAUUUCUUUGUCAAUAGUUUUAUAAUGAGAAUCUUUUUAGUUUAAAGUAGCGACAGUUUUAUUAGAACUCAAUAAAAGAUGUGCCUUCGAACAAUUAUAAAGUAGAAUGUAUAGUUACCUUUUGCGUGUAACUUAUGUAAAUAAAUACAUUCCAUAGAAUAAUAUUAAUAAAUAUUACGUAGAUAUUGAAACAGAAUGACGUUGAAGUCUUUUAUAUAACAAAGAUAUUAUACUAUUUCUUUUUAUAAACAUUUGUAUAUAAACGUUAUUUUGUUUCAAUUCACUUAGAGAUUUUGAAGUAAAUGAAAAAAAUUUAAAGACGUUUUGUUAUAAUAUAUUCACUAUGUAUGUUGAAGUUAAGAUCUCAAUUGGUCCGGAAAAAUAUAUUCUUUUAAGGCUGCGUUUCUAACCACAAUAAACUGGAUAUAGAGUGUGAACGAGAGAAAAAUGAGUGAAUAAAAUUAUUCCACUUUAAUUUUAUUAACUUAGUCACUAUCGAAAUACAUGACUUUCCAUAUAAAUACUUCUUCAAACACCCAAGAAACUCCGUUUAAUUGAAUCUAGCCUUAUUGUGCAAUGUCUUAAAAUUAUAAUACAGAACUAAUCUCUUUCAUGAAUAUAAAGAGCGUUAAAAUAAUUUUUUGCGUUAACGGAGAAUGUGAUGUUUAGUUAUAAAUAGAAAAAAAAAACGUUUUCUAAAAUAAUAAUAUAAUUUUAGUUAAAAGACGGAUGUGAUUAGAUUUGUAAAUAAUAUUAAUAAAAAAAUAUUUAAGAAA